Knipowitschia caucasica is the source of this 462-nucleotide messenger RNA. The record is from the annotation of a GenBank genome assembly. NCBI's taxonomy places the organism in Eukaryota, Metazoa, Chordata, Actinopteri, Gobiiformes, Gobiidae.
AUGUUGAGUGGAGUGUGCAUCGCUCAGUCUCUAAAGAUCCCUCGAGAGCCGCGGCCCGGAGAGUUUGACAAAAUCGUGCUACGUUUGCUGGAGACGCCCAACGCCAGAGCUGUCAUCAUGUUCGCCAACGAGGACGACAUCAGGAGGAUCUUGGACGCGGCAAAGCGGAACAACCUGACGGGUCACUUCCUGUGGGUGGGCUCAGACAGCUGGGGCUCCAAGAUCUCCCCAGUGCUACACCAGGAGCGGGUGGCAGAGGGCGCUAUCACCAUCCUGCCCAAGAGAGCCUCUGUGGACGCCUUUGACCGUUACUUCAAGAGUCGCUCGCUGUCCAACAAUCGAAGGAAUGUGUGGUUCGCCGAAUUUUGGGAGGAGAACUUUGUGUGUAAACUCGGGAUGCACGGAAAGAGACCAGGCAGCCCCAAGAAAUGCACAGGUAGGAAACAACACAUGUAUUAUUGA